Molecule: messenger RNA, 228 nt
Organism: Linum trigynum
Lineage: Eukaryota; Viridiplantae; Streptophyta; Magnoliopsida; Malpighiales; Linaceae
Source: the annotation of a GenBank genome assembly
AUGAAGAAAGGAGCUCACCCGCAAAGGCAAUGGAUAUCUUAUGUCACGCAGAGCGGCAGAUUGAUGAAUGUCAUGAUGACCAAAAUACACAACACUGGUAAAGUUUACCACUUCAGAGCAAAGCGGCAGAUGGCUGAAAGUCUGGGGCAGAUUGCCAAGUUCAAGCGUCGCUAUGGUCAGGAGAACGAGGAAGAAACCGAAAAGGGGAAAAAGGAUCCUUCAAAUUGA